AUUCGUGUUUGCAAACCCAAAGAGCACAAGCAAGGCGAUGUAAAUGUUUGAGGCACUCACACUCGUGACAGUCGACAAUAAGCAAGAGGGAAAACCGAAAGCGUUGAGAAUUUGCCGGUGGUCUCACACCUGCUUCAAAGAGGGAGUCGUUACAACUUCUUGCUUGAGACGGGAGCACCAGUGGCUGGGGUCAAGUCCCAGACGUUGACCCCCUCUCUCCCUCAAGACUGAGGAAUCCUGUUCAAUCACCUACAGCUCCUAGCAUGGCUGGUAAAUCCCAUCCACCUCUGAUGAAGAAGCACAGUCAGACAGACCUGGUGAGCCGGCUCAAGACGCGUAAGAUCCUGGGCGUGGGAGGCGAGGACGAUGAUGGAGAGGUGCAUCGGUCCAAGAUCAGUCAGAUGCUGGGGAACGAGAUCAAGUUUGGACUACGAGAGCCUGCGGGACUGAGGCCGUGGAUCCUCUUCUCCGCGGUGGUCUUCACAGCCGUGGCCCUCAUGGCCCUUACGGUCCCUAGUCAGCUGUAUGAAAUUGUGUUUGAAGAGGAGCAAACAGCCACGAGUCUCUCUGUACGUCUCUACGGAGGAGCCCUGCUCAGUCUCUCCCUCAUUAUGUGGAAUGGGCUGUACACCACUGAGAAGGUCAUUCUCCAGUGGACCCUGCUGAGCGAAGCCUGUUACUUUGCCAUCCAGUUUAUAGUGACCUCCAUCACUCUCAUAGAACUGGGCCUUUUCUCCAACUCAGCCAUUCUCCUCCUCCUCAGCCGUCUGCUCUUCCUCACGGUCACUCUGUCAUACUACUACAACCUGGGCCGCCGAAACAGGAAGAUGUGAGGAGCCCGAGGGUGGUCGGACUCACGCGCGGCGACAACGGACGUGCCAAACAUCGAGUUUACUUUCCCAUCAACCCCAGCUGCCGUCAGGAAAGAACACCUAAGCCUUGUUGGAAAUUACAUCACCACACACAUCACAGUUUUAAUGCCUUUUUACAAUAUUCUUUUUUGAAUAGGGAACAUCGCCACGUGUACACAGUAAAUAAGAAGUGUUGUUUUCUUUUUUGUUGUUGUUUGAUUUGUGGUGCAUCACCAUAAACAGUAUCUUGCCCUGUGAUGUUUCUGUCCAGGAUAUCACAAGAACUGCUGCUGAGCAUGACCUGAAAUGCUGCCAUUUCAGUAGUUGAGUUCAGUAUGAUUUUAGUGGGAUAGUUUGAUAGCUUGAUAUGUCUUAAUUACACAACCCUAUAUUCUCGCUAACACAGUAUAGACUUAACAAGGACAAUGAUAUUAACAAACAGCCUUUUCAGCUUUAGGAGGCUUUCUGCACUUGGGCCUUCUCAUUUGCAAAAGCCUCCUUGCUGCGCUCAGCCCCUCAGCCCAGCCGGGUACAUUUUUAAAUCCUCCACAAAAGAGUCCUCAAGUCACCUCCUCCCCUCAGACAGGACAGGACAGGACAGGAGUUCACAGGGCACACUACGCUAUCAGGGAAUAAGCAUUUGAGUAACCAUUAAAUUACUCAUAUGGGAAGAAAAUAAGGACAUUGUACUGAAUGACCAAAGUUAAAAGGCUACUAUUUACAUGAACACUACACGGUUUGCUCUAGACUAGAGUAACACACUACAUGUAUCUGCAUGCCGCAAUUUAUAUGAACUCUCUCUCUUUCUCUCUUGUAAUGUGAGAUUCGGUGGGUCGGUGUGCCGCCCUUGUCCCUGAUCUGUAGGUAGAGAAAACAAAAGAGCUUGACUCUUCCAAGUGAUUUGUGACCAGGCAUGUACAGUGUAGCAGACUGCUUUUGUUGAUCAGUUGUAGCACAGAUGUUUCCUUCUACUAUAGUGUUGCCUUAAAAACUUCCGAUAUAGCGACAGGACAUUCAGUCAUGAAUCAGUGUCUUCUUUCUAAUUCACAGUAGCCAUACUUACUGCCAAUAAUUGUGAUUAUUAUGAACUGUAAAUUGCACAAUUUAUCUUUUUUGGGGGAUAUUUUAUGAAUAUAAGCUUAUUUAUUUACACUAUUUAUGAGUGUGUCUUGAGUGUCUGGAGUCAUUUUGUAUUUUUGGUAUGACGUGAGAUGGGUAUAUCCCUUCCUUUUGUAGUGGACUACUGCAUGCAUAAGAUACAUGUUUAAGUAGCUUUUGUAGCAGACAUCUUUAAAAAAGGAAUGUGCCACACCUAAGGAGAGAUGAGAUUAAGCAUGUGAAAUGAUGAAUCACAAAAUGCCGCCCAGCUGUACACUAAUGUUGUUUAGAGCUAUCGAAAAAAAACUAUUCUGUGUGCAUUUUUGUUUUGUUUUUGUUUUUGACACAAGUAGUCGUUAUUUUGUAAGUGAGUGUAGGUUUGUGUGUGUGUGUGUGUGUGUUUGUCUGUGUGUGUGUGUAUGAGAGUGUGUUAAAAGAGCUUUGUGCAUAUUCCAGGAAGAACGUCAUUUGUCCACCUGUUUAUUUUUCAAUUUCAGUCGUUAUCAUUGUGAACAGUGUUCUUUAUAUGUCACAUAAGCACCCCUGACUGAUGUUUUGACCACUACAAAAUUUUUUUUAAAUGAACAAAUUCACUGAACCACAUGUAAUAGUAAUAUCUGGAGAUUAUAAGGCAACCUGUAAUGGACUGCAUGUAGUGCCCACAGAGCUGGUGCUGGAUUGGGUUUGUUUACAGAAAAGGUCCUCUGGCAAGAGGAUGCAUGGAAUAUUCCCAUGUGUUGCAAACACGGCUGGACACACAGAGGGGCAGAUUUGUUUAUGACUGCAGCAAGUGUGUAUGCGUGGGUUAGUAAAUCACAGUGUUCUGACUGUUUGUUUCCAACCAUGGUAACCCGAAGGACUCUGCUAUGGCUUGAAGUGCAUCAUAGAGGUUCUCUUGUGCCCAGUAAGGCAGUGUUGAAAUGUUUGGCAAAGCAAGUAUCCAGCAAAGGUUUUAACUCUGACAGGCGCUCUUGUGAGACAACAAUUUUCUUCUUUAUAAAGUUUAAUUAACCAUGGCCUUCUAACAUGUUUGUUCUGGCCAAGUGCAAAAUAUCUAACCAAUGGCAAUUAGAGUGCUGUGCACCAACAACUGCAUGUCCACAGUCGCUGAUUAGACGGAUUCACUGAAGCUGUUUUUUUUAAUUAUUUUUUUUCUUUAAAUUAGCUGUAUAGAAUAGUAGCUGAACUGGAACUCAUUUACCAGAACACCCUAAUGGACUCUGAUGCAUGUUCAGCUUGAUUGUCCAGACUGGUUAAGGGGAUCAACCACCAUCUUUUAUGUAGUUUCCUUUUGUAGUAAGAAGUACAAGCACAAAAGUAUACUCGUCAUUCAUUAUCAAACUGUUCUGAGCAACAAACCAAUUCUUGUCAUCAUCAUCAUCCAGGUUUCAUUAGGUCUACAGAGUAUCAGUACUGCCCAGGAAGCCCUUGUGUAAGGUGUGAAAUGUGUGUGUCAGUCAUUUGAUGACUACUUGUAUCACUACCACUUGAUAACUGUUAAUAACUGCACUACCACUUGAUAACUGUUAACUUGAUAACUGCAGCUUAACAGCGGUCUCUUCAUACCUACUUUACGUGUGUAAGGCUGUUCGAGAUAGUUUUGUUUGUUUUUAUCUGUGUAUGUGUAAAUAUUGUACAAAAGAGAAUGUGGUUGUCCUGAAAUAGUUUUCAAAUAAAGAUAUACAUGAUCACUUAA
Alosa alosa (allis shad) is the source of this 3645-nucleotide messenger RNA. Its product is annotated as tumor protein p53-inducible protein 11-like. NCBI's taxonomy places the organism in Eukaryota, Metazoa, Chordata, Actinopteri, Clupeiformes, Clupeidae. The transcript has 8 exons. The record is from RefSeq and is a predicted model, not a curated record. The coding region runs from base 264 to 833 and encodes 189 amino acids.